This is a messenger RNA of Gossypium raimondii (Peruvian cotton), 720 nucleotides long. RefSeq names its product dof zinc finger protein DOF1.5. The transcript has a single exon. NCBI's taxonomy places the organism in Eukaryota, Viridiplantae, Streptophyta, Magnoliopsida, Malvales, Malvaceae. The record is from RefSeq and is a predicted model, not a curated record. The coding region runs from base 75 to 584 and encodes 169 amino acids. Gene Ontology annotation, molecular function: DNA-binding transcription factor activity; DNA binding. Gene Ontology annotation, biological process: regulation of DNA-templated transcription.
CAUAUAUUUAUAUAAACGUACUCUGGAAAACACCCUUUCACCCCAACCCCAAGAAACUACUCUUCUUUCUCUAAAUGGUUAUGGCUGGCCAAGAAGCUGAGGGUCAAGGAAUCAAGCUAUUUGGGAAAACAAUUACGUUGCAUGGAAGACAAGUAGUAAAAGAAGAGCAAAACAAAGAAGAUAAUCAUCAUCAUCAUCCAACGGUUUCCAAGAGGCCAGAUAAGAUCAUACCAUGCCCUAGAUGCAAGAGCAUGGAGACUAAAUUUUGUUACUUCAAUAACUACAACGUUAACCAGCCCAGACAUUUCUGUAAAGGUUGUCAGAGGUAUUGGACGGCAGGUGGGGCACUUAGGAACGUUCCGGUUGGGGCUGGUCGUCGGAAAGUUAAGCCACAGGGUCGUGAUCUUGGUGGGUUCUCGGAAGGGUGUUUGUAUGAUGAUGGGUCUAGUGGGCUGGUACAACAGUUUGAGUUGGAAGGGAUUGUGUUAGGUGAGUGGCAUGUAGCUGCAUCGAAUGGUGGUUUCCGGCAAGUGUUUCCGAUGAAACGGAGGCGGAUAAGUUGCUCAGGUGGUCAACUUUAUUGAUCUUAAAUAGUAGAAUUUCAUAAUUAUUACUUUAGGUUUUCAUUUCAUUUUUGUUUUGCCUGCGAAAGUUUCAACAAUGAUUAAAAUAUUGUAUGGAUUGUAGACUAAUGUAAAUAUACAGCUGGCCUUUGAUUAA